This is a messenger RNA of Vitis riparia (riverbank grape), 8274 nucleotides long. RefSeq lists its product as uncharacterized. Lineage: Eukaryota; Viridiplantae; Streptophyta; Magnoliopsida; Vitales; Vitaceae. The coding region runs from base 306 to 7778 and encodes 2490 amino acids. The record is from RefSeq and is a predicted model, not a curated record. The transcript has 8 exons.
UCUAAUAAAGUUUCUCUCUCUUCUACUCCGGCUAGAGUAGGGCUUCUCUGACGUUGUCACUCCUCCCAUAUUCAUUCCUCAACGGCGCAGGUUAAUCGCCGCCGUCCAUCCGAUCUUCCGCUUACCAAAGGGUUGGAGUUGGAGAGGAGUUUCUAGGGUUUUAAUUUUUGAUCAAUUACUGCGAGAUCUGUUGAUUGGAUUUGGUACGGCAAUUUAACGUGAAAAUAAAAUUAGGGUUAGGGUUUUGAUGCGUUGGCGGAGAUUGGGAUCCGCCGCGAGGAGAAGAGUUCGGGUGGGAUUGUGCGAUGGCCAAUCAUGGAGUCGGGAGCAAGUUUGUGUCAGUGAAUUUAAACAAAUCAUAUGGUCAGCCUCCUCAUCCACCUCAUCAGAGCUCUUAUGGAUCCAACAGAACUCGAACUGGUAGUCAUGGUGGUGGCGGAGGGAUGGUGGUGCUAUCGAGGUCUCGGAAUAUGCAGAAGAUUGGGCCGAAGCUUUCUGUUCCACCCCCCUUGAAUCUGCCUUCUCUGAGGAAGGAGCAUGAGCGGUUCGAUUCUUCAGGUUUGGGUAGUGGGCAAUCGGGUGGCAGCGGUUCAGGUAAUGGGUCUAGACCCACUUCUUCUGGAAUGGGAUGGACAAAACCGGGGACUGUUGCCCUGCAAGAGAAAGAUGGGGGAGGUGAUCAUCACUUAUUUGGCAGAUCAGGAAGUGAAGCUCAGGCAGUUGACAAUGUGGACCAGGGUCUGCAUAGUGUAGAUGGGGCGACUAGGGGGAGUGGUGUUUAUAUGCCUCCUUCUGCUCGAUCAGGCACACUGGUGCCCCCAAUAUCUGCUGCAUCUCGAGCUUUUCCGUCUGUGGAGAAAGCUGUGGUUCUGAGGGGUGAGGAUUUUCCUUCAUUGCAGGCCGCUUUGCCUACCACAUCUGGACCUGCACAGAAGCCAAAGGAUGGUCAAAAUCAGAAACAGAAGCAUGUUCUGAGUGAGGAGUUAUCUAAUGAGCAGAGGGAAAGUGACCAUUUAAGCUUGCUUGUUGACAUGCGCCCUCAGGUGCAACCUUCUCAUCAUAAUGAUGGCAAUAGGUUGAAAGAGAAUCAUGAAGGUCAUGGCUUGGGCAGUUCCUGCAAAACUGAGCUAACUAGGAAGCAGGAUGAUUACUUUCCUGGUCCAUUACCUCUAGUUCGUUUGAACCCGAGAUCUGAUUGGGCUGAUGAUGAACGUGAUACAGGUCAUGGAUUCACAGAGCGGGCUAGAGAUCAUGGCUUUUCUAAAACUGAAGCCUAUUGGGAUAGAGACUUUGAUAUGCCCAGGAGUGGUGUUUUACCACACAAACCAGCUCAUAAUGUUUUUGACAGAUGGGGUCAGCGUGACAAUGAAGCUGGAAAGGUUUAUUCCAGUGAAGUCCCUAAAUUGGACCCUUAUGGCAGAGAUGUAAGAACUCCCAGUAGGGAUGGUUAUGUAAGAACUCCAAGUAGAGAUGGUUAUGAAGGAAACUCUUGGAGAACUUCUUCCCCACUUCCAAAAGACGGAUUUAGCUCCCAAGAAGUUGGAAAUGACAGGGGUGGCUUUGGUGCAAGACCAUCUAGUAUGAACCGAGAAACAAGCAAAGAGAAUAACAAGUAUGCGCCAUCACCACUGCUAGAAAAUAGUCGAGAUGAUUUUAGUGUAGUCUCUGCAAAUCGAGACUCUGCAUUGGGAAGGAGGGAUAUGGGGUAUGGACAAGGUGGAAAACAGCACUGGAACCAUAAUAUGGAAUCAUUUAGUAGUCGAGGUGCAGAACGGAAUAUGCGUGAUCGGCAUGGCAAUGAACACAACAAUAGAUAUAGAGGUGAUGCUUUCCAGAAUAGCUCUAUAUCAAAGUCUUCAUUCUCUCUGGGUGGUAAGAGUCUUCAUAUGAAUGACCCAAUACUCAAUUUUGGAAGGGAGAAGCGUUCAUUUGUGAAGAAUGAAAAACCUUAUUUGGAGGACCCUUUCCUGAAGGAUUAUGGUUCUACUGGUUUUGAUGGGCGGGAUCCCUUUUCUGGGGGUCUUGUUGGGUUAGUUAAGCGGAAGAAAGAAGUGGCUAAACCGACUGAUUUCCAUGACCCUGUUAGGGAAUCUUUUGAGGCUGAACUUGAGAGAGUUCAAAAGAUGCAAGAAAUGGAGCGGCAGAAGAUCAUUGAAGAACAAGAAAGAGCUAUGGAGCUUGCUCGCAGAGAAGAAGAGGAGCGGGCACGUUUGGCUAGGGAGCAGGAAGAGCAGCAGAGGAAACUGGAGGAAGAAGCCAGACAAGCUGCUUGGAGAGCAGAACAGGACCGAGUAGAAGCUGUACGCCGAGCUGAAGAGCAAAAGAUAGCUAGAGAAGAGGAGAAAAGGAGAAUUCUUGUGGAGGAAGAGAGGAGAAAACAGGCAGCUAAGCAAAAACUUAUGGAAUUGGAGGCAAAGAUUGCUAGAAGACAGGCUGAAAUGUCAAAAGAGGACAAUUUUUCUGCUGCCAUUGCUGAUGAAAAAAUGUUAGUGGGGAUGAAAGGAACAAAGGCAGAUCUUGGUGAUUGGGAUGAUGGAGAGAGAUUGGUGGAGAGAAUCACAACUUCAGCAUCCUCAGAUUCUUCUAGUCUUGGUAGAUCAUUCAAUGUGGGGUCUAGGCCUAUCUCUUCUAGAGAGAUUUCUUCUCCUAUUUUGGACAGAGGCAAAUCUAUUAAUUCAUGGAGAAGGGAUGCAGUUGAGAAUGGAAAUAGUUCAGCCUUCCUCCCACAAGACCAGGAGAAUGGUCACCAGAGUCCCAGACCUGAUGCAUCUGCUGGUGGUAGAGGAUAUUCUAGGAAAGAGUUCUAUGGAGGAGGUGGGUUCAUGUCAUCAAGAAGUUAUUAUAAAGGUGGGAUGACAGAUCAUCAAGUAGAUGAUUAUACACAUGCAAAAGGGCAUAGGUGGAACCUCUCUGGGGAUGGAGACCAUUAUGGCAGAAACGUAGAGAUUGAUUCGGAAUUUCAUGAUAAUAUUGGAGAAAAGUUUGGUGAUGUUGGAUGGGGGCAGGGUCCUUCUCGUGGCCAUCUUCAUCCUCCUUACUUAGAACGGAUGUAUCAAAACUCUGAUUCAGAUGAACUUUAUUCCUUUGGUAGGUCGCGCUAUUCCAUGAGACAGCCUCGUGUUCUCCCCCCUCCAUCACUAGCCUCCAUGCACAAAAUGUCCUACAGAGGUGAAAAUGAACGCCCUGGUCCUUCUACUUUCCCAGAUAGUGAAAUGCAGUACGAUGCGAGAAAUGAACCUACUAUGCAGACAGGAUAUGAUAAUAGUGCUCACCAGGAGAAGCAUGAACAAUCUGAAAUAAUUGAUAUCCAGAGAGAGAAGGCUGAGACUGAGGAGCAGAAAUUGGAGAGGAACGCUACACCAAGGUGUGACUCGCAAUCGUCCCUAUCUGUUUCAAGUCCCCCUACCUCUCCAACUCAUCUCUCUCAUGAUGAUUUGGAUGAAUCAGGGGAUUCUUCCAUGUUACCAUCCACUACAGAAGGCAAAGAAAUACCUCUGUCAGGGAAUGAACAGGUUGUUUUAAGUACCAAAGGUGGCAAAGAGAACAUGAUGACAGCCUCAAGUUCCAUCUCUACUGCUGAUGAUGAGGAAUGGUCCAUUGAUAAUAAUGAACAGUUGCAGGAGCAAGAAGAAUAUGAUGAGGAUGAAGAGGGCUACCAUGAAGAAGAUGAAGUUCAUGAAGCAGAUGAGCAUAUUAACCUGACCAAGGAGUUGGAGGAUAUGCAUUUAGGAGAGAAAGGCUCUCCCCACACGGUAGACAACUUGGUCUUGGGCUUGGAUGAGGGUGUUGAAGUUAGAAUGCCAAGUGAUGAGUUUGAGAGAAGUUCAGGAAAUGAAGAAAGCACAUUUAUGCUACCAAAGGUUUCUCUUGGUACUGUAGAGGAACAAGGUGCUUUUGGUGGGAUACAUGAAGGACAAAGCCCUCAACUUACUGAUGGUUCUCCUCAAGUGAGCAUUGAUGGUUCUGGCAGGAGGGGCGAGGACGCAGGAAAGGCAAUCCAAGAUUUAGUCAUACAGCCGGUUAAUGGUCCUCAUACCUUGGUGGCAUCUGAUGUUUUGAAUUCUGUGGAUGCUUCUAUUAGUUCUAGUCAGACUUCACUGCAUCCUGCUCCCUCUUCUGUUAAUGUGGCCAUGCAUUCCUCAUCUGGGAAGGCUGUUACGUCUACUGUAUCUGCUGCUCCAGGUCAGGCUGAGUUGCCUGUUAAGCUCCAGUUUGGGUUGUUCUCUGGUCCUUCUCUGAUACCAUCUCCAGUCCCUGCAAUACAGAUUGGCUCCAUACAGAUGCCUCUCCAUCUACAUCCCCAAGUUGGUCCAUCACUUACCCAUAUACACCCAUCACAGCCUCCUCUCUUCCAGUUUGGUCAACUCAGGUAUACAUCACCUAUCUCCCAGGGAAUUCUACCACUGGCUCCUCAAUCAAUGUCUUUUGUUCAGCCCAAUGUCCCUGCCCAUUUUACUGCCAAUCAGAAUCCUGGAGGUUCUAUUCCUGUUCAAGCCAUUCAAAACACUAAGAUUGACAUAGUGUCCCUUCCAAUGGAUAGUCAACUUGGUCUUGUUCCAAGGAACUUGGAUCUGCCACAGGACAAUGCAUCAAAAGAAGUAAAGUCAUUGCCCCUGAGAGUAAGUGCAGACUGUAAUGUUAUGACAAGUCAUGCCCAAGCUGAUAUGUCCCAUAUUGUUGAAAACAGUAGUAGGUAUGAAUUAGGACUCCAGGUGACAGAUCAAGGGCACCAUGAAACAGUUAAAAAAAACUACAUUUCCUUGUCCAAUGCCAGAGAAUCUGAAGGCCUGCCACAAAAUGGAUCCACAUCAUCCCAAUCUUUUUCAAGGGAGAGAGAUUUAAGUGGGUCAAAGGCUCAGGGCCCAAUAUCUGCUGGCAAAGGCAGAAAAUAUAUGUUUACAGUUAAGAAUUCUGGGCCAAGAUCAUCAUUUCCAGUUCCUGAGUCUUCUCGGGCAGAUUCUGGUGGAUUUCAGAGGAAACCUCGACGUAUCCAGCGCACUGAGUUUCGAGUACGUGAAAAUCCUGAUAGGAGGCAAUCAUCAGGCAUGGUUUCAUCUAACCACUCUGGCUUAGAUGAUAAGUCAAAUAUCAGUGGAAGGGGUGCAGGAAUAUCUUCAAGGACUGGGUCUAAGAAGGGAGCUGUGUUGAAUAAACCAUUGAAACACACCUUUGAAUCUGAGAGCUCAGGUCCUAUUAUUUCGCGUGAAGUUGAUCCUGUAGGUAGGGCUGAGAAAGGAAUUGGAAAAGAAGCUUUAACUAAGAAUCAGAGUUCAUCACGUUCUGGAGAGGGGAACUUGAAAAGGAGCAACAUUUGUGCUGGAGAAGAUGUCGAUGCUCCUUUACAAAGUGGCAUUGUCCGUGUUUUUGAACAACCUGGCAUAGAAGCACCUAGUGAUGAAGAUGACUUCAUUGAGGUGAGAUCAAAGAGACAAAUGCUCAAUGAUCGGCGUGAGCAGAGAGAAAAAGAAAUCAAGGCGAAGUCUAGGGUUGCCAAGAUGCCACGGAAGCCUCGGUCUACUUCACAGAGUGCUGUUGUGUCAACCAACUCAAAUAAAAUUUCUGCACCAUUGGGUGGAGAAGCUACAAACAACAUUCAUUCUGAUUUUGCUGUUGCAGAGGGUCGGGCAAACAGUGAAGUAUCAACAGGAUUUAGCAGCAAUAUAAUAUCCCAACCCUUGGCUCCAAUUGGUACUCCAACAGUGAAUACUGAUUCCCAGGCUGAUAUAAGAUCCCAACCUAUUAAGUCCCUCCAGACAAGCUCCCUCCCUGUUAUAUCCAGUGGUGGAAAAAAUAUUGGGCCUAGUUUGAUAUUUGAUACCAAGAAUACAGUUCUGGAUAAUGUCCCAACAUCUCUGGGUUCUUGGGGUAAUGGACGGCUUAAUAAACAGGUUAUGGCCCUAACACAGACCCAACUUGAUGAGGCUAUGAAGCCUCCCCGAUUUGACACACAUGUUACUUCUAUUGGAGAUCAUACUACCUCAGUUAGUGAGCCAAGCAUGCCAUCAUCAUCCAUCUUGACAAAGGACAAAACAUUUUCUUCUGCAGUAAGCCCAAUCAAUUCCCUUCUUGCAGGGGAGAAAAUUCAAUUUGGGGCAGUCACUUCUCCUACAAUUCUCCCCCCUAGCAGCCAUGCCAUUUCACAUGGCAUUGGUGCUCCAGGUUCAUGCAGGUCAGACAUUCAGAUUGCUCAUGAUCUUUCUUCAGCUGAGAAUGAUUGCGGUCUCUUUUUCAAGAAAGAGAAGCACACGGAUGAAUCUUGCAUUCAUUUAGAAGAUUGUGAGGCUGAAGCUGAAGCGGCUGCUUCAGCCAUUGCUGUGGCAGCCAUUAGUAAUGAUGAAAUUGUUGGGAAUGGGCUGGGUGCAUGUUCUGUCUCUGUUACCGAUUCCAAAGGUUUUGGAGUUCCAGAUCUUGAUGGGACAGCUGGAGGCGGUGUGGCUGGUGAUCAACAAUUAUCAAGUCAAUCAAGGGCUGAAGAGUCUCUUAGUGUAGCUCUUCCAGCUGAUCUUUCUGUUGAUACCCCGCCAAUCUCCUUGUGGCCGGCUUUACCAAGUCCCCAGAAUACUUCAAGCCAGAUGCUUUCACAUUUCCCUGGAGGCCAGCCUUCUCCAUUUCCUGUUUUCGAGAUGAACCCCAUGAUGGGCAGUCCUAUCUUUGCUUUUGGACCACAUGAUGAAUCUGUUGGUACCCAAUCACAGACCCAGAAAAGUAGUGCAUCAGGUUCAGGGCCACUCGGGGCCUGGCCACAGUGCCAUUCUGGUGUGGACUCAUUCUAUGGUCCUCCAGCAGGGUUCACGGGUCCUUUCAUCAGUCCGCCAGGGGGUAUUCCAGGGGUUCAAGGUCCACCACAUAUGGUUGUCUAUAACCAUUUUGCUCCAGUUGGACAAUUUGGACAAGUUGGCUUGAGUUUCAUGGGUACAACCUAUAUCCCAUCUGGAAAGCAGCCUGAUUGGAAGCACAACCCUACAUCUUCUGCUAUGGGGAUAGGUGAUGGGGACAUGAACAAUUUGAAUAUGGUUUCUGCAAUGCGCAAUCCACCUAAUAUGCCUGCUCCCAUCCAGCAUCUUGCCCCUGGGUCGCCACUUCUGCCCAUGGCAUCUCCUUUGGCCAUGUUUGAUGUCUCUCCUUUCCAGUCCUCUCCUGACAUGCCAAUGCAAGCUCGAUGGUCCCAUGUUCCUGCAUCACCUCUUCACUCUGUUCCUCUCUCGCUGCCAUUACAGCAACAAGCUGAUGCUGCGCUGCCUUCUCAAUUCAACCAAGUGCCUACCAUCGACCACUCAUUAACAGCCAGCAGGUUCCCUGAGUCGAGAACUUCGACACCCUCUGAUGGUGCCCAUAGCUUUCCUGUGGCAACAGAUGCGACUGUUACCCAAUUACCUGAUGAACUAGGGUUAGUAGACCCAUCGAUCUCCACUUGUGGUGGAGCAUCAACCCCAAGUAUUGCCACUAAGAGCACAUUGGGAAGCACAAUAGCCGAUACUGUUAAGACUGAUGCUGUCAAGAACGGCAGUAGCAGCCAGACCGCAAGUUCUGGUUUAAAGUCUCAAUCAUCUCAGCAGAAGAAUUUAUCUGGGCAGCAGUACAAUCAUUCUACCGGGUAUAAUUAUCAGAGAGGUGUGGUUUCUCAGAAGAACGGUUCAGGAGGUGAAUGGUCCCACCGCAGAAUGGGUUUCCAAGGAAGGAACCAGACCAUGGGUGUAGACAAGAACUUCCCCAGCUCAAAGAUGAAGCAAAUUUAUGUGGCUAAACAACCCACGAGCGGGACAUCAACUGGAGUGUGAGAAUCAUAGAAAGUGCUGCUGCUUGAUUUCUAAAAUAAAAGGUAUCGAGAUCUCUCUGGAAAGUUGAAUAUUUUGGUCAUUUUUGGUAGCAUCAACCCCGUUGGUGGAUGUGAGGAGUGUUGAGAUUUGGUUUUCCUUUGUUGACCAUUAUGUUAGGUAGGUAGUGCUGGUUUUUAUAAUGAAGGUUUCUGAACUGGGUUGGGAGAGGUUCUGAACACUUCUAUGGGAGUGUCUAGUGAGAGGAAGGAAUGGGUUUAGUAUAUGGUGGGGAUGAGCAUGGGCAUGGGCAUGGGCUGUAGAAGACGCAAUGAGAUUUUUUAAGUGUGCAAUAGUCAGUGUAGUCCAUUGCCUUUUAUGUGUUCUUUUUUGUCGGCUGCAGAUCAAAUUAUUGUUUCCCUUGGGAUUGAUGUAUUAAAAUUAUUAUACAGUCUCAGCUGAUAAUUUUCCCUGUUACUAAUAUGAGAAAUCUGGAGUAUGCGUCUCUCCGCCUUUUCUU